AUGCGGAGUCUUCCAUUUCCAGUAGCUCCUACGUUCGACCAUGAAGUACCAAGUGAACAUGGAACGCCGUUCAGCCCUGCUAGCGAUAUUCCUAUCGAUCCUGCACUCGCUGGGCCACUACCCAUCGACCCAGCUAUCAUGGGAAACGAAGCCGUUCAGUUAAAUGUUUCGCAGCAAGGUCCACCCGUGCACAUUCCAGAGGAUUUCAUUCCGCCUCGAACUCGACACUACUCUCAGGAGCCUUCGCAAUAUGACCAAGGUCCCCGUGGAGAUCCAUUUGCGCCUCAACCUGCACCUUAUCUACAUAUUCAAGAAGACGCCGUUCCACCACCCAUCAAGCCACCAAAGAGAAAGCGAAAACCCCGGCGAGAACCCGAGUGUGGGUUUUGUCAGGGGGAUGACAAGAGGAACAAGGAGGCUGAACCCGAGGUUAUGGUCACUUGCGAAGAGUGCGGUCGCAGUGGGUGGCAUAUGGAUUGUAUGCAGCCUCCCCUGGAAGAAACGCCUCCCGGAAUAUGGCACUGCCCAAUGUGCCCCCCAUCCCUCUUUCCUUUGGAAUCCGACGUUGCAUCCACCCCAAAUUCCGCUCCCCAAGAUAUAGACGAGGCAACUGCCGAGCCUGAAGUGGAUGUUGAAGUUGACGAUGGUGAUGACGAUUCGUCUGAAGACUCUUCAGACUCUGGAUCUGCAUCAGACGAUACCAAUACUGUGCAAGCACCAACACCCCGCCAACGACCCAGUCAGCGAAUAAAGAAGCCACCAAAGCGCAGAAUUGAACAGCCAACCCCACGGCCUCUCAAACGCAUUCGCCUGCGCUCGCCUGCGGCACACCCGCUUGUCGUACGCUUGCGAAUACCUUUAAAGGGUAAAGGCAAAGAACGAGAAGAGGACCCCGACAGAAAUAUAUUCGAGGACUUUCUCAGUCCUGCUGCUAGGGACAUGACAAAGACAGGGAUCACAGACUCUGACAGGGCACGAUUUGAUAAAAGUUGUUUGGCCGCUGAGGAAAAACUUGCACUUCCACCUCAAUCAGCACCACCAGUUGACACACCUGAUCCUCCAAUAGCUGGUCCUUCAUCUCGUCCCCUACGGUCUCAUGCUCUCCAACAAAUAACCAUACCUUCCUCAUUACCGGCUCGCUCGCCAGUGCCUUCCACACCUGGUGCGAUUCCGCACACACCUUCCACUAUCCCUGCCACCCCGUCAGGUUUCCCAGCACCUCCUUCCACGUUACGCAUCCGGAUCAUCCGCUUUGGGAAGUAUGACAUCCACCCGUGGUAUGACGCCCCCUUUCCUGAAGAGUUCUCAAAUAUCCCGGAUGGACGACUGUGGUUCUGCGAAUUUUGCCUCAAAUAUAUGAGAAGUGGCUUUGCUUUUGGUAGACAUAGCAUGAAAUGCAAAACACGACAUCCACCAGGUGACGAGAUUUAUCGCGAUGGUGCCAUGUCUAUUUUCGAAGUAGACGGACGCAAGAACAAGAUAUACUGCCAGAAUCUUUGCUUGCUGUCGAAGAUGUUCCUAGAUCACAAGUCACUCUUCUACGACGUCGAACCAUUCUUGUUCUACGUUAUUACAGAAACUGACGAUAUGGGUGCGCGUUUUGUGGGCUACUUCAGUAAAGAGAAAUGUUCUCCAAAGGACUAUAACGUCAGUUGUAUCAUGGCGUUACCUGUGAGGCAGAGACAAGGAUGGGGGAAUUUCUUGAUCGACUUUAGUUACCUUCUCUCCAAGAAAGAACAGCGCGCGGGAUCACCCGAGAAGCCACUUUCAGGGCUCGGUCAACUGGGGUACAGAAACUAUUGGACCCUCGCACUUAUGCGAUACCUUCAUACAUCACCGGAAAACCCAACCCUCGAAGCUAUCAGCAAGGGCACAUCCAUGACUAUCGAAGAUAUUUAUAAUACCCUCCACGACCAGGGAAUGAUCUCUGUGCAAUCUGCUACACCACCUAUGAGACCUACACCAGGGCAAGCUAUCAAGUUCCCGCGAGGGCGCAAGAACGGUAUUGCGCGGCGUCACCUUCAACGGCAGAGUACGAUCAACAAGGAGGAAGAGGCCGGAAGCAAGGCUAACACACCCUUUGUCCCCCCUACGCGAUACCAGAUCACCUGGGAUCCCGAAAAGGUGCAACGCUACCUUGAGGCGUGGGAGAACAAGGGAUACAUGAAACUGAAACCGGAACGGUUGAAAUGGACGCCGUUUGUGCUGGCACGGACAAAAGCUGGCGGGGAAGUCUUGCAAGCAGAGUUGGGUGCCGGCAUGGGUGCUUUGAACGGCGUGGCGGAAACACUAAACCAAGUCACUGAUCGGGUGGACAAUCAGACGCCGGCCCCUGGCACUGCCGAACCCUCCUUCAGCGUAUCAGAGGCAGCGCCUACAGACAGUCAUCAUGUCUUAGACACUCUUGCAGCGCGCCUGUUUGAUGACGUCAUAGCCAAAAACCCUGAAACACCUGUACCAAAGAAGCAGUUGCGGAGUCGCGUUAAAGGAGGUGAAGUGCCUCGAUCUGUCUUCUCACGAACGCAGUCGAGUCGUAACACGAUCACCCGCACUGCUCUCCGACGACACACACGUUCUGUAUCUGCUCGUCCUAUUACUGGCAUCGAUGGUGCGGUCAACAGUGCUGCCCCUCAACCUGAUGAGCUGGCGGAACAAUCGAGUCCUGAUAUUCCUGCCAAACGGCGACGGGGACGGGCACGGAUCAAGCCACCGGAUGAUGCAUUGUCAGCAGUAUCUGAGUCUGGGAGGAUGACUGCUUCACCGUCACCAUCAAGACCCCUGACUCGAGUCAAACGCAGGAGGAUAGAAUCGCCUGAGUCGGAAACCCCUUCAGAGCGUGUGGAAGACCAUGCUGACCCGCCUGGUGGUCCUACCCACUCUAACGGUCACAUUAACCCCGUCAGUGAGGCCCGUCAGGAGGAAGAUGUCUCUCAUCAUUCAUCCGGAUCAUCUGGUUCUGUUAAAUAUGGCGCUCAAUCUCCUCGAGUGGAGACGACCUCGUCUAUGUCAGAACUAGAUACACGAUCCUCACCUGCUCAGUCGCAACCACCGGAUGACGAGAUUAAGUCGGAGGAAGCGGAUACACCUCUCACCGGCAUAACCAGUCGACACAGCGUACCAAGCGACGACACCUUGUUUGUUGUGGAGACUGCAAACAGGGUAGGGAGUAAGGACUCUGGAGGCUCUGAUAUCAUCAGAGUCGUGCACUCACCCACUUCUCAAACUACCGGGAGGGAAAGUGCUGGACAAGACUCAGUGCCCAUUUGUUCCGCUCCAGCACUAUCCAACGAUCUCGACCAAUAUUCUGAUCUGGAUGCGGAGGGCGAGCCGGAUGACGAGCUCAACAAUGUUUAUACCUGCGGCAGCGACCCAAGCAUGGCUUUUGGCCAUCUUCAACGAGACCCAAACUUGCAGACUAACGUCAGCAAUGUCUCGAGUCUGAAUCAAGCGCUGGGAUCGCAUCUUAACCCUACCAUCAAUGGGCGUCCCCAAUUCCAUGACGGCACAGCAUACAGGCUGUCUGAUUCACCGCCGACAAUUCUAGAUCAAAAUUGUGCUUCACGGUCUGCCCAGCCAAUAGUUGGUGGCCCUUCUCAUGCUUCACCCAUUCACGAGUUUUCGGUACUCCCAGCCAACGAAACUCAAACUACCAGUGGGCCUAAACGUAAGCAGACCGAUGGUUUGGCUCCCAGUGGUAGUUCGCAGUCGGGAAAAAGACGGAGAGAAGGGGACGACAUGAGUGAUCCCUUUGACAUCGAUGGUGCGCACGGUUCUAAACACUGGACUGACGACGAGAAGACGAAAUUAUUUAAUUGGCUCAUGGGUGUGGGUGAAGACAACCACUGGAAUGCGCUUCGAGCUACCAAGAACUCGUGUCUUCGCGAGUGCGCCGUUGAGGUGUUUGGUGGCAAGAAGACUUAUCAGGCGCUAAAGGGCUGUUAUGAGCGAAAUUUCAAUAUAUUUAAACAGGUCUAUGCAUUCGAAAGUUUCCACACGCAAUUGGGGAAUGGUCCUGUCAGCUUUACGAAUGAAACAGACAGGUUGCGAGAAUAUGAACGGCGACUACAAAUUGCUCGCAAAGGCGGUUGUGACGUUGGCAAUGUGGGUGCCAAGACGAUUGACCAUUGGCAUAGGUCAGGCUGGUAUACUUUGUUCCACAGAAGAUGGAACGGCGAUCCCGCCACUACGCGGUCCGCAAACCGCCAAAGUAACGUCCCGGGGGCAGCCAACUCCCACGGCGGCGAAGAUGACGACAACGAUUCAUUAGAAGCAACGGAGACAAUUCCAACUCUUCAACCUCAAAUUCAACCUCAGAGCGCACCAUCUCAUCCUCAACCUCAAACUAAUAACAGCGAGCUUCCUAUACAGGAAGCUGGACCAUCAAAUACCCCAAGUCGAACAGUCUUCCCCAACAUACCGUCACCAAGUAGUGAUGCGUCUGUCGUCAAUUUUGCUUUACCACAAAACAUGAUGGCUGCAUGCUUGCAGCUUUUGCAAGCGCAGGUUCAGCACAGCAAACUCAAACUAGAAUAUCUUAGGAGAAGAGAGGAAAGGGAAGAAAGAGACUGUGUUGCUCGUAAAGAUGCCGAGCGUGCUCGACUGGAAAGAGAAGCCGCCGAGUGGGAGCACACAAAGGAGACAGCUAAUGUCAAGCACAGAGCCCAACUCGCAACAGAUGUAUUGGCGAAUCCAGUGGUAGAUGGAUCUGUGCGCCAGGCUGCGGCUGAUUAUCUUAAAAGACUAUUUGCUUCAGACUGA
Molecule: messenger RNA, 4758 nt
Organism: Suillus bovinus
Lineage: Eukaryota; Fungi; Basidiomycota; Agaricomycetes; Boletales; Suillaceae
Exons: 12
Coding region: 1-4758 (1585 amino acids)
Biological process (GO): regulation of DNA-templated transcription
Molecular function (GO): histone acetyltransferase activity
Source: RefSeq, a predicted model, not a curated record